UAAGGGUGUCUCCCUCUGCUUAGCAGAAACAGGGAGAAUGUAUAAAUCUCCAGAAACUCUGAUCAGUGGAAAAGGCAUGGAUUUAAAUCCGGAUAACAAUCAUAGCCCUGGUUGCUGUCCUUUGCCUGGUCACCUCCCCCAAAUGCUUCCCAAUAGGAUCACGUGUGGAAUUUCAAAACCGAUCAUUGCUUGUGCCCUCCUCCUCAGAUUCUGUCUAUUGGUGUGGGUGGAAAGGAUAGUGUCGUUUUAAUUAAGGGCUCCAGGUAAUUCUAAGUGAGGCCAGGAUUAAGCACGAGGGCUGCCCAUUAAUUUAUGAGAGUUGAGUAUAGUUUUUGGUGCAAGGAGAGGCAACAGGGUCUCUGCUACAUGAGUCUGGGAGGGUCAGAUCCUUGCAGCUCACAGUUCCUAUGCUGUAGCUGAAUUUGUGGGCGUCAGUGGGAGGGGAGGCCCCCUGAAAGCAGAGAACGAAAAGUCAGGGAUUGGUCUCCAAGUAAGAGCUCAUAGUUUCUGAAAGGCUCCUGACACAAAGGACUAGGAAUUUGGGCCUUUUCUGCAUUUCAAAGUCCUGCUGUCAGGCCGAGCAGUUUAGAGGUGCAGAGGCUCUGUUGGUGGCUUUAAAGGCAUUUUCUCCUGAUGCAGCUGUGAUUUCUCUACGAAUCUCCUCUGAGAAAGAAAUCUAGAGGACAACAUGAAAGAAGAAGAAAUGGCAAGUUCUCAGGGACUGCUGACAUUCAGGGAUGUGGCCAUAGAAUUCUCCCAGGAGGAGUGGGGAUGCCUGAACCACACUCAGCGAGAAUUGUACAGGGAUGUGAUGUUAGAGAACUACGGACACCUCCUCUUCCUGGGUCUCGUUGUGUGGAAGCCAGACCUGGUCAUCUUUUUGGAGCAAGAGAAGCAGCUCUGGGAUGUGAAGAGAAAGGAGACCGUAGCCUUCCAUCCAGCUGUAUCUUCAAAUGGCACCCAGAGUUUCCUGCCAACAUUGUGCAUAGAAGCUUCUUUCCAAAACGUGGCAGUACGUAGAUAUAAACAUACUGCCCUUGAGAAUUUACACUUCCUGGUAGACUGUAACAAUGAUGGGGAGAGUGAAGAGCAUCAAAUAUAUCAUGAAGGACAUAUCCAAACUGAGACAACUGCGCAUAAUAUGAAUCUCACUGCCCAAAAUGGUGAAGGAUAUAAAACAUUUUGGAAAACAUCCCUUCUUAAGUCUGCUACUUCUGCAAAGCAGUGUGUUUCUAUUUACAAGGGCUCAAAUCAAAUGAUUAAACAUACAUAUUUGCAGAACGAAAAGUUGGAAAAUCUGGAAAGUUGCCUAGUUCAUGCUGAAAAUAAUUAUUUCAACCAUUUUGAAAGUAGGAUUGGAUUGACCUUUGAGUCAAAUAUUUCUGAAAAUCAGAGAUUUAAAAAUGAAGAACAAAGUGCUGAGUGGGAUUCAUUUGAGAGGUCCUUCACCGAGGAGUUAACCCUACAAAAUUACCAGGGCAUUUUCAAUGAAAACAAAAUUGUUCAAUGCAGUGAAUCUGAGGAAAAAUUUAACCCAGGUUCAAAUGUUAAUACAUGUCUGAGGACUCAUUUUCCAGAGAACCAUUAUGAAUAUGAUAAAUGUGUGGAAGUCUUUUAUCAAAGCUCCAACCUUAUUAUACAUAAUAGUAUCCCUAUGGAAGAGAAUCAUUAUGAAUAUAAUGAAUGUGAGAAAGCUCUUAACCAGUCUCCCAGUGUUGGUGAUUAUCAGAGUAUUCAUGUGGGAAAAGACUCAUACAGAUGUUAUAAACCUGGGAAUAUGUUCAGUCAGUCAUCAAGACUAAAUAUACAUAACACAAUCGGUACUGAACAAAAAAGUUACAUUUGUAAGGAAUGUGGCAAAGCCUUUGACUGGCACUCAACACUGUGUCAACAUCAGCCAAUGUAUAUUGGAGGAAAACCUUACAAAUAUGAGGAAUGUGGCAAGGUUUUUAUCCACCACUCACACUUUACGCAACAUGACAGAAUUCGUACUGGAGAGAAAAUCUACCAAUGUAAAGAAUGUGGCAAGUGCUUUAACCAUCACUCAAAUCUUAGUCGCCAUUACAGAAUUCAUACUGGAGAGAAACCUUACCAAUGUAAAGAAUGUGGCAUGGCCUUUAACCAGCACUCAGUGCUUACUCGACAUCACAGAAUUCACACUGGAGAGAAACCUUACCAAUGUAAAGAAUGUGGCAAGGCCUUCAACCAGCACUCAAACCUUACUCAACAUCACAGAAUUCAUACUAGAGAGAAACCUUAUCAAUGUAAAGAAUGUGGCCAGGUCUUUAACCAUCACUCAAGCCUUACUCAACAUCACAGAAUUCAUAGUGGAGAGAAACCUUAUCAAUGUAAAGAAUGUGGCCAAGCCUUUAACCAGCACUCAAACCUUACCCGACAUCACAGAAUUCAUACUGGAGAGAAACCUUACCAAUGUAAAGAAUGUGGCAAGGCCUUUAACCAGCACUCAAAGCUUACUGAACAUCACAGAAUUCAUACUGGGGAAAAACCUUACAUAUGCAAAGAAUGUGGCAAGGCCUUUAACCGACACUCACACCUGACUCGACAUCACAGAAUUCAUUUUGGACAGAAACCUUACAUAUGUAAGGAAUGUGGCCAUGCCUUUAUCCAGCACUCACACCUGAGUCAACAUCACAGAAUUCAUACUUGAGGGAAAGCUUACCAAAGUAAAGAAUGUGGGAAGGCCUUUAAUCACUGUUCAACCUUUACUCAUUAUCACAGAAUUCAUAGUGGAGCAAACCUUACAAUUUUGAAGAGUGUGAGAAAACUUUUAAGGACUACUCACCCCUUACUCCACAUUAGAGAAUUCAUAGUGGAGAGUAACCAUAAAAUUGUAAAGAAUGUGGAAAGGCUUUUAAGCAAUGGUAAUUCCUGAUCAGAGAAAGUGUAUUGGAGAAGAUUUUGAAAUAUGAAGAAUUUUGCAAGCCCUUUACUCAGAGGUCACGUUUCAUUCAAUAUCACAGAAUUCAUACUGGGGAAGAACUUAUAAAUGUAAAGAACAUGGGAAAACUUUUAGAACUGCUCAACCCUUUCCAGCAUCUCAGAGUUUAUACUGAGGAGAAACAUCACAAAGUUAAAGGGUGUCACAAGGCUCUAGCUGGAACUCACAACUUACUCAACAUCAUAGCAAUCAUACAGCAUAGAUAAAUGUAAAAUGUAGAGAAAGUUGCAGUGCCUUUAACUGGAAUUCAGUCUAUACUCAGUAUCCCAAAAUGCACACUAGAUUCAAACCCUAGAAACAUAAUCAAUGAGGAAAGACCUUCAUUUUAAAUAUUCACUGUAGCAAACACCAGAGAGUACAUAAAGGUAAGUUACUUGAAAGAUGUAAAUAUUUAGAAAUGUAUGUAAGUAAACAUCAAAUGUCAAUAAUAUCAUAGAAAUCAAGUAGAAAGCAGUACAUGAGUCAAUCUAUUCAGACAUUAUAUCAAAAUACUCAUUAUAAGGACUAAUACAAAGUUAAACACUUAGAAAAUGUAUAUGCUAUUAUGCUUCAAAAGAACAAGUGGAUGGAUUUUUGCAUAGAUAUCAUUAAUUUCGAUAUGUCCUUUUUUUUGUUUUUGAUUAUGUUCUUGUUUUUUGGGGUUUGUUUUUUGUUUUGUUUUGUGUUUUGUUUUGGUUCAUUGACCCUAUCUGGGAUUUGUGACUAGCAAAUAUUAACGUAUUUGUACUCUCAAAUCACUUGAGAAAAUUCAUUUAUUCCUAGUGGGUUUGUGAAAGUAUGUGGCUGAUUGUUGUUGCAUCAAAGAUAUGAGAUGCCCUUCUUCAUUAGGUGGGACUCAUGCAUAUCUAAUUGUCCAUGGAAGAAGAAAGACAAUAUAACAUAUAAUAUAUGAAGAAAAUCUAAAUGGAGAUGCUGUUUGUGGUUAUAACAUUAAUGUCAGUUAUGAUGGAAGAAGUGUUCAGAACAUCAUUAUUCGCCAUUUAUUAAAACUAAAGAACUUCCUGGAUAUUAUAAAUAAAAUAUUUUCUCAUCUGGUCUUUGAGAAAAAAGAGGUGCCAGUCCAGUAAAAUACUGAUGUAUCUUCAUAAUAGCUAUAGUUAGAAGUAGAGGAUGUCAGGUGAUGUGCUUGAAAUGAAGAAAUCCUCAAAGAUACCAAAAGAGGAUAACUCUUUCCUAAAAUGGCAUAGGAUUACACAUAAAAUUUUUAAGAAUGAUUUCAUGCCUGAAAACAAUGGAAAUCACUACUCCCACAUCAUGAUAUCAGCACACAAAUGCUUUUUAAUGCUUGUAUUCCGUAUUUCCAAAAAGGGUUAUACAGUGGAUUUGAAAUGUAUAACUUAGUCUGUGUGUGAACGUAAUAUAUUUUAAUUAAUAAAACAUAAUGAUUUUUAACAUGUUA
This is a messenger RNA of Leptonychotes weddellii (Weddell seal), 4358 nucleotides long. Lineage: Eukaryota; Metazoa; Chordata; Mammalia; Carnivora; Phocidae. The record is from RefSeq and is a predicted model, not a curated record.